AUGUCCUCCUCCGUCACAAUAUGCCUUGGAAGCCAAUGGGGCGACGAGGGCAAGGGUAAGCUGACGGAUAUUCUUUGCGCUGAGGCUCAAAUAUGUGCCCGUGCCGCUGGCGGACACAACGCAGGGCACUCUAUCAAGGCUAAUGGGGUAUCCUAUGACUUUCACCUACUCCCGUCCGGUCUCGUUUCCCCUAAGUGUAUCAACCUGAUUGGAUCUGCCGUUGUCUUCCACGUUCCGUCUUUCUUUAAGGAACUCGCCGACGUCGAGGCAAAGGGGAUAAAAGAUGCUAGUCAACGCCUUUUUGUCUCGGACAGAUGUCACAUCAAUUUCGAUUUACAUGCCGCCGUUGACGGGCUUGAAGAAAUCGAACUGGGUUCCAAUGCAGUCGGUACUACGAAGCGAGGAAUUGGUCCGUGUUAUAGCUCCAAAGCAGCUCGGAGCGGUAUACGCAUUGCCGAGAUGUACAACGUGGAGCUGUUCGAACGUAAACUACGACAACUAGCUGUCGGAUACAAGAAGCGCUACGGGGAUCUACUGAAAUACGAUGUUGAGGAGGAGAUCAACCGCUUUAAGGAUUACCGUGUCAAGCUUGCUAGCUACGUCAUCGACGCUGUGGCGUUUAUGAAGGACGCCCAGGAAAAGAAUGCCAAUAUAUUCGUCGAGGGUAGCCAGGCUCUGAUGCUGGAUUUAGACUAUGGUACUUACCCUUAUGUCACCAGUUCCAAUACGUGCCUCGGCGGUAUCAUAUCUGGCCUUGCGCUUAAACGGAGAAACAUCAAGGAAGUCAUUGGCGUUGUCAAGGCUUACACUACCAGGGUUGGUUCCGGAAAUUUCCCAACCGAGGACCUCGGUGAGGUUGGCUCAAAGCUUCAGCAAUUAGGUGGUGAAAUUGGCGUAUCCACGGGUCGGAAACGAAGAUGCGGCUGGCUGGAUCUCGUCGUCUUGAAGUACUCUUGUGCGGUCAAUGACUAUGACUCUCUCCAGUUGAGUAAGCUCGAUGUUCUAGACACGUUCGACAAGAUCAAGGUUGCAAUUGCGUACAAGAAUAAGACGACUGGCGAGGAAUUACCUUCAUUCCCAGCCGACCUAUCAAUCCUGGAUGAUAUCGAAGUUGUGUAUCAUGAACUACCAGGAUGGAAUACUAGCAUUGCCAAAAUACGCGAAUGGUCUGCACUUCCUAAAGAAGCACGCGAUUACAUUGAGUACAUUGAUAACUUCCUUCAAACUAAGGUCAAAUGGAUUGGCACCGGCCCUGACCGCGAUGAUAUGAUUUAUCGGCCCUGA
Messenger RNA from Daldinia childiae, 1284 nucleotides. RefSeq names its product Adenylosuccinate synthetase. Gene Ontology annotation, biological process: IMP metabolic process; 'de novo' AMP biosynthetic process. Gene Ontology annotation, molecular function: adenylosuccinate synthase activity; GTP binding. Gene Ontology annotation, cellular component: cytoplasm. NCBI's taxonomy places the organism in Eukaryota, Fungi, Ascomycota, Sordariomycetes, Xylariales, Hypoxylaceae. The transcript has 5 exons. The coding region runs from base 1 to 1284 and encodes 427 amino acids. The record is from RefSeq and is a predicted model, not a curated record.